CCAGUUUGAGAGUCUGCAAGAGCAUAUUCCUGACAGAGAAACAAGGAAGCGAGCGGGAUCUGCAGCACACAUCAGACCGGAGCCCAGCUGACUCCCACCUGUGCACCUCAAACCAGGCAGUUUAAUUUCAGGACAGGUGAGCAAUGCUCUGGAGACUGACUCUCGCCGUGGCUGUGGUGUGUGUUGGCAGCAUGUGCAGCUGUGAGAAUGCUGAUGUGAUGAACAGACUGAUCGUACCGAGGGACUAUGGGGUGAAACUGUGUGGGAGAGAGUUCAUCAGAGCGGUCAUCUUCACCUGUGGUGGCUCCCGGUGGAGACGGUCCACGGAGGGAGACUUGGAUCUGUUCCCGUGGAGUUCCCUCCCUGAUGUUAAAGUGGAGGAGAGCCAGCACACCUGGCAACGUGAUGCAGACCUCGCAGAAAACCACUCUCCUCUCCGCACUGCCUCCUCUUACUCCCUGGCAGACCUCUUGGCUCUUUACGGGUCCACAGGUGACAGACAGCAGCAGCAGCCACCGCUGAGUCUUCCCGCCCCUCUGGGGGACUCCCAUCUGUCCACAGCUGCAGGUGAGCAAGACGGGACCCCGGGUUCAGCUGACUGGAUCCUACCAAGCAAGAAGAAGAGGAACUUUUCACGUGGUGUGGCAGGGAUGUGCUGUAACCAGGGCUGCACCAAGAAUGAUAUUGGACGCUUGUGCUGAGGCAGGAAGCAGGGUGGGUGGGUGAUGGCACGAGCUCGAUCAUGGAGCCAUUAUGAUGAGCAGUAAUGGACAGUGUACAGAAAACGUCUGGUGUUGAUUAAGCUGUUCCCACUCGUGCUGUAGUGUACAAGAAAAACAUUCCCCCAGCUUCACAUCGUCUUCAU
Molecule: messenger RNA, 865 nt
Organism: Maylandia zebra (zebra mbuna)
Lineage: Eukaryota; Metazoa; Chordata; Actinopteri; Cichliformes; Cichlidae
Gene: rln1
Product: relaxin 1
Cellular component (GO): extracellular region
Molecular function (GO): hormone activity; G protein-coupled receptor binding
Source: RefSeq, a predicted model, not a curated record